Penaeus monodon (black tiger shrimp) is the source of this 475-nucleotide messenger RNA. Its product is annotated as dynein intermediate chain 2, axonemal-like. Gene Ontology annotation, molecular function: dynein heavy chain binding; dynein light chain binding. The record is from RefSeq and is a predicted model, not a curated record. Lineage: Eukaryota; Metazoa; Arthropoda; Malacostraca; Decapoda; Penaeidae. Gene Ontology annotation, biological process: outer dynein arm assembly; cilium movement. Gene Ontology annotation, cellular component: outer dynein arm.
AUGAACCGUGUUCUGCUACCAUUUGUUGAGCAUAUGGAUCAGUGUGGUAAGGUUAACACAGAAACCAUCGACUUCGCAAGCACGGGCAUGAAUCACACCGAGGGAGGCUGGCCCAAGGACGUGUCCACGACCGAGGAUGACCAGAAGGUUCGCUACAGGAAGAAAAUUGAGAAGGAUGACGUCUAUAUACAUUCCAUGUUGCAACUAGGUCAGAAGAUCGAGCACUGCAUCCGCCAGAACAACGCCAUCGACAUCUACGAGAUGUACUUCGAGUCGGAGGAGAGUCCCAUGGUGGAGGAGCCGGACCCCAUCAAGACCGUGAACGUGAUCAGGGACCCCCACGGAGGUCAGAGGAUGGUGACCUCGGUGAGUUUCGCUCCCGAAGGAGGUCACAAGAUCGCCGCCGCCUACUCGUCCUCCAAGUUCAUGGCGCUGAAGGAGACGACGCCCAAGAUGUCCUACAUAUGGGAUAUAA